Molecule: messenger RNA, 1302 nt
Organism: Drosophila guanche
Lineage: Eukaryota; Metazoa; Arthropoda; Insecta; Diptera; Drosophilidae
Product: alpha-tocopherol transfer protein-like
Exons: 8
Coding region: 367-1302 (311 amino acids)
Cellular component (GO): membrane
Molecular function (GO): phosphatidylinositol bisphosphate binding
Source: RefSeq, a predicted model, not a curated record
AAUAAGAAGAGCUUGGGAGCGCUAUUCGUCAUACCUGUUUCAGCCGCGUUGCCAUUUGGACGUCGCCGCUCCGAUAUUAUCUCAUUCCCAUUGUCCCAGCCCACUGUUGGAUAUUGUCGCGUUCGUGCUGCCUUCGAAGCUUUUCCUCCGUUUCCGCCCUUGCACUGCGCACAACAAAAAAACUUUUACAGUGAAACGUGAAAACUCUUACAGUACUCGAAGUACCGUUGCCAAAAAUAUUAUAUAUUACUUUCGGUCCGUGCAGAUCUUUGUCGGUUCGGUUCGGUUCGGUUUGAUUUUUGCGCCUGAAUCAGUGAACAACAUCACAGCAGAUCGGACGAUCAUCAGCCAAACAGAAACACUAAAAUGGGAAAGGCAGAGUGCAUUAGCUACGAUGAACAGCAGCUGCCAUACAUUGAUCUGGGCUCGGCUCGCAUUCGCAUGGAAAAGGAGCCGGCACCCGAAUGGGCACUCAAGAAGGCACAGGAUGAACUUCGGGAAACUCCGGGGCACAAGGAGCAGGCCAUCAAGGAGCUAAGGGAACUUAUACAAAAUGAAAAGUAUUUAAACUUGCCACUGGAUGAUGAGUACAUGAUGAUGUUCUUGCGUCCAACCCAUUACUAUCCAGAGAGCGCCCUGAAAAGGCUCAAGAACUUCUAUCACAUGAAACUGAAGUAUGGCGUUGCCUGUGAGAAUAUAAUCCCCUCAAAAUUGCGCAAUGUAUUUGAGGCAAAUAUACUGAAUCUAUUGCCAGAAAGAGAUCAACAUGGUCGUCGUUUGCUAGUGCUAGAAGCAGGAAAAAAAUGGAAACCUUCGCAGGUGCCGUUGCCCGAUCUCUUCCGCGGCAUACAGUUGACAGUUUUGGGUUCCAUGGUGGAACCAUAUUCACAAAUUUGCGGAGCAGUUGUCAUAAUUGAUAUGGAAGGUCUGCCACUUAGCCAUAUUACACAGUUUACACCAUCAUUUGCGGCCAUGUUGUUGGAUUAUAUACAGGAAUGCAUCUGCGUGCGCUUGAAGGCAGUUCACAUUGUGAAUAAUUCGUACAUAUUCAAUAUGCUCUUUGCCAUAUUCAAGCCAUUCAUACGCGAAAAGCUGCGCAAGCGUAUCUUCUUCCAUGGCAAGGACUACAAGGCUUUGACAUCUCACAUUGAGGCCAGCGCCUUGCCACCGAAAUAUGGCGGCACUGCAACAUGGGAACUGCCACCUGGCAAACUUCUGGGAGAGUUCUUCGAGUGUUAUUCCAAGGACUAUGAACUUGCUGACAGCUAUGGCUACUCUGCGGGCUAUAAAAUCAAGAAGUAG